AUGUGGGAUGUGAAGCAUGUAGACAACCCCCUUUCGUGGAGGGGCCAACGAUGUACACACUUCAUCCGAGCCAGGUUGGACCGUGUAUUAGCAAACUGUGCUUGGUUUGAUACGUUCCCUGCUGGCCGCUGUGAUUACCUCCGUUUUGAGGGCUCUGACCAUAGACCUCUGGUAACCUACUUGGAUACAUCCAAGCCUAAGAGGAGGCGCUUGUUCAGGUACAACCGAAGCAUCAAGGAUAUGCCAGAGGCACGCAAAGUGAUGAAGAUGCCUGGCAGAAAUGUACCUGAACAGGUGGAAUCUAAGAUCAAGCGUUGCCGUGAGGAACUAAUCAAAUGGUUUAAAACCAAGAAGGAGAAUAGUGCAAAAGCUAUUAUUGAUCUCCAGGCUAGAUUGGAGGAGCAUCUUUCCUGUGGAGAUCCAUCUCCGGAGAUCAUUAGGGAGCUCUCCCUAGCCCUCAGCAAAGCAUACAAAGAGGAGGAAUUGUAUUGGCGUCAAAGAAGUAGGGUGCAGUGGCUACAAGGAGGAGGCAGGAACAGCGCCUACUUCCAUACUGUAACGAAAGGAAGGAGAUCCUAUAAUCGCCUAACCACUAUUGAAGAUGAAGCUGGCAUACCUUUUCAUGAGGAGGCAGAGAUUGGUAAAGUCUCUGCAGACUACUAUACCAAACUCUUUACAUCUAAUGGCGCUGGUGGAAUGGAGGCUGUUGAAGAAGCCAUCUCAAGGCGUAUUUCCCCGGAGACCAAUCAAACACUCACUGCGAUCCCAACAGAUACGGAGAUUCUCUGUGCAGUGAAGCACAUCAACACUGAUAAGGCGCCAGGGCCAGACGGUUUCUCGGCGGGGUUCUAUCACUCUUUUUGGGAAGUGAUAGGGGAGGACAUCUGUAGGGAGCAGCAAUCAGCAUUUGUCCCGGGGCGUGCUAUUACGGACAACAUCCUUAUCACUCACGAGAACCUUCACUAUCUAAUGGUUUCCGAAGCCACUAAGAGAUGCUCCAUGGUGAUCAAAACCGACAUGAGCAAAGCGUACGACAUAAUUGAAUGGGCUUUCCUAGCCAAAAUUCUCAACCAGCUAGGCUUUGACUCGGUGUGGGUGAAUUGGGUGAUGGAUGUGUCUCCACCGUCUCGUAUGCAUACCUCAUCAAUGGUGCGCCAUUUGGAACAACAAAAUGGGAGACUUAAGGGACUACAAGUGGCUCGAAGAAGCCCAUUCAUCAACUAUUUAUUGUUUGCUGAUGACACAGUCUUCUUCAGUGGUAUCAAUAUGAAGAGUUGUACCUCUCUAAUGAGGAUUCUAAAGAGAUAUGAGAACUGCUCAGGGCAGUGUAUAAACCUGAACAAGUCAACAAUAUCCUUCUCCUCGAAAACGCCGGAGUCGAUCAUGAGUAGAGUUAAAACCUCUAUUGGUAUAGAUAAGGAAGGUGGCAUGGGCAAAUACCUAGGGUUACCUGAGAAUUUUGGACGCAAGAAGGGAGAUGUUUUUACAGGACUAGUGGACAAGAUACGCCACGCUCCGAAGCAUGGCCGACGAACUAAAUUGGGAUGGCGCAUCAUGAACAAUCCCGAGGCUUUGCUGUCCCAAGUGCUGAAAGGAAAGUAUUUCUCCGAAUGCUCCUUUAUGGAGAGCACCCCUAAACAGGCUGCGUCACAUGGUUGGACGGGGAUAAUGGCAGGGAAAGAAGUUCUUGAGAAGGGUUUGGGAUACUUGGUGGGAGAUGGAGCUAGUAUCAACUAUGAGGAAGUUAUCAGACAGCUAAUCCCCAGUUCCCAAAAACCACCUGAUAAAUUGGUGUGGUUAGGAGAGAGCAAAGGUAACUAUACCACCAAGUCUGGUUAUAUGAUGUCCAAUCUAAUAGAACAUCGACAGAACCUGCUUAGUUUUGAUUGGAUCAAACAUGUCUGGAAACUAGACGCCCCAGGAAAGAUCCAACAUUUCAUUUGGAGAGCUCUGAACAGCGCCCUACCUGUCGCGGAGCUUCUGAUCAGACGUGGAAUGGAAGUUGCUCCUGCGUGUAAGGUUUGUGGGGUGCUGGAAACUGUCGAACAUGUUCUCAUGCACUGUCCCUUUGCUCAAAGAACAUGGGAGCUAGCUCCUAUCUUCCUCCCUGGCUCCCCAAGCUCAGGCUUUCCCUUUGGGCUCACUACAACAAAUGUUGACUCUUAUCCCCAAGGUCCUAAAUCUCCCACCGUCAGGUCUGUGUUGUUCUCCCUGUCCCCUUGGAUCAUUUGGAACCUUUGGACAGCAAGGAACAAGAGACUGUUUGAGGAUAAGCUGUACACAGCGGAGGAGACACUUUCAAAAGCAGUUCAAGAUGCUAAAGAAUGGGAAUCUGCUAAGACAAAACCAGAAACAUAUGAGCUCCCUUCGCGGAGCAAUGUAGAAAAGAUUGUGACUGAUGUUCCGACAUGUUCGGUGGAUGGGGCUUGGAAUGCUGAGUCUAAAUGUGCUGGUUUUGGUUGGUUUAUACAGGAUAAGAAGACCCAUUUGGAGAUCCAAGGCGCUGAUUCGCGCAGCCUCGUCGGAUCAGCACUAACAGCGGAGGCUCUAGCCAUCCGGAAGGCGAUGCAGGAAGCAUCAAAAGAGGGGAUUUCAUGUCUCCAGAUUCUAUUGGACUCAAGCAUCCUCAUCUCCGCCCUGCGAUCAGGGUUGGUGUUGAACGAGAUAGCGGGACUUCUAUGCGAUAUUGGUCACCUCAUUCCUCUCUUCACAUCUCUAUCUUUUGUUUUAAUUCCGCGCACAACAUACUUUGUAGCUGAUAACUUUGCAAAGACUGCUCUUGCUUCCCUUAUGUUGCAAAACAAUGUGUAA
Brassica napus (rape) is the source of this 2811-nucleotide messenger RNA. RefSeq lists its product as uncharacterized. NCBI's taxonomy places the organism in Eukaryota, Viridiplantae, Streptophyta, Magnoliopsida, Brassicales, Brassicaceae. Gene Ontology annotation, molecular function: nucleic acid binding; RNA-DNA hybrid ribonuclease activity. The record is from RefSeq and is a predicted model, not a curated record. The transcript has 5 exons. Bases 1 to 2811 code for a protein of 936 amino acids.